Molecule: messenger RNA, 1755 nt
Organism: Vigna angularis (adzuki bean)
Lineage: Eukaryota; Viridiplantae; Streptophyta; Magnoliopsida; Fabales; Fabaceae
Product: adenylate isopentenyltransferase
Exons: 1
Coding region: 356-1327 (323 amino acids)
Biological process (GO): cytokinin biosynthetic process; tRNA modification
Cellular component (GO): mitochondrion
Molecular function (GO): tRNA dimethylallyltransferase activity; AMP dimethylallyltransferase activity
Source: RefSeq, a predicted model, not a curated record
UCUCUCAUUCAUUCCACUUCACAAAAGAGUGAGAGCAGCAGGGAGAGAGAGAGAGAGAGAGAGAGAGAGAGAGAGAGAGAGAGAGAGAGAGGUUCCGCAAAAGGCCAUUCAAAGCAAACGGUGUAAUGCAAAUGCAAGAAUAAACACCUUCUCUUUGCCUUCCCGACAAAACUAGGAUGAGUUGUAACAGUAAUAGAAACAACAGUAAUAGUAGCAUUAAGUGCGCAAUUCAAUUUCGCAUUUCGCAAUGCCAUUUCUGAAUAUUCCACACCCACGCCCUUUCUGUUUCUUUCGCUUCCCUUAUUUUCCCUAUUUUAAUUAAUAUUUCAAUAUUUCACUUCAUCUUCUUUCUCUUAUGAGGCUUUCCAUACUGCAACCUCAGCCGCAGCGCUGUCACCACCCGAUAAAGCGGUGGCCUCGCAUGGACGCUUCCUUCCACCGCCGCAAGGACAAGGUCGUUGUCAUCAUGGGCGCCACCGGCUCCGGCAAGUCCCGUCUCUCCAUCGACCUCGCCACCCUCUUCCCCGUCUCCGAAAUCAUCAACUCCGACAAAAUGCAAGUCUACCGCGGACUCGACAUCACCACCAACAAGAUCCCCCUCGCGCAGCGCCGUGGCGUCCCUCACCACCUUCUCGGCGACGUCGACCCCUCCCUACCGGAGUUCUCCCCCGCCGACUUCCGUCGCCGCGCUGGCCACAUCAUUGACGACAUCAGCAGCCGGGAUUGCCUCCCCAUCGUCGUCGGCGGCUCUAACUCCUUCGUCCACGCGCUUCUCGUGGAAGACUUCCAGCCUGACUCCAACGUCUUCCAACACGCCGAGCGGCUUAUAUCCUCCGAGUUGAGGUACAAGUGUUGCUUCCUCUGGGUCGACAUAGCUUUCCCUGUGCUAUCGCAAUACUUGUGCCACCGAGUCGACGACAUGCUCCAAUCGGGGAUGGUCCAGGAGUUGGCUCAGUUCUUCGACCCCGAGGCUUCCCGUCGAACCGGGUCCGGUCUCAGAAAAGCCAUUGGGGUUCCCGAGUUCGACCGCUAUUUUAAUAUGUACCCACCCUGGGCCGGCCCCGCGGGCCCGGGCGAGGAUCCUCUGCGGAAGCGUGCGUACGAGGAAGCGGUGCGGGCGAUCAAGGAUAACACGUGCGAGUUGGCGGAGCGUCAGAUGGAGAAGAUCGAACGGUUGAUGCGUGCCGGGUGGGACCUACGGAGGAUCGACGCUACGGAAGCGUUUGGGGUGGUGCUGACGUCAGGGUCCAACAAUGGGUCCGAUGUAUGGGAGAGACAGGUGUUGGAACCAAGCGUGAAGAUUGUGAGACGCUUCUUGAUGGAGUAGGUCUUCCAGCUAAAUCCAGCUACUACUCCUACUCUCUCUUUUUUAUUUUUUCAUUUUUUUUUCUCUUUUUCUAUCGGUUUAUUUAACCCUAAAAAAUGGAGGAGGAAAAAUUGGGGGGAACGGAAAAUGUACAAAACAAAAAUGGGAAUGGAAGUUGCGAAUUGUGCUGUCGGGGGGAAUGAUUACGAAUGGGUGUUUUGGUUUCGGAGUUGCGGAGGAUUGUUGGCUGUUAAGGUUUGGCACGUGCGAUUCCACAAUUUUUCUGGAGGCUGGUUUGGUUGUAAAAAAAAAAAACAAAAAAAUGGAAAGUAGUAUAGCAGAUGUUGAGAAAAAUUUUGUUAGCAGUAGGGUUUUAUUUUUUGUUUUUAGAAUAAUUAUUAUUGUUUAUUGAAAAAUUGGAAGCGGAAUUGUGAAUGGCGUUGAUAUAU